AUGCCGGGUACCCGGGCUCUGGGCGAGUCGACACCUGCAGCGCAAGUACCGCAGGAAGUACCUAGGUACCUGGUUGGGCACUGCAAGCCACACCAGACGCCAAGCAAUUUCAACACCGCCAUCGUACCUUCCCACCGGAGAUGCACGGCACCUGGGCAGCAACCGCAGCGCCAUAACGCGGCAGCAACGGCAUUCGGCGCAACGAAAAGCCGUAGGUACGCAGCAGAGGACGAGGAGGCCGCCCACAGCGCCAGGGUCUGCUGGGCCUUGCACCAGGACCUCCACCACCACCUCCACAGGGCUUGCGAGCCGACGAGUGCUGUGCUGCGCUGCUCACUGUCCUGA
Messenger RNA from Purpureocillium lilacinum, 345 nucleotides. Lineage: Eukaryota; Fungi; Ascomycota; Sordariomycetes; Hypocreales; Ophiocordycipitaceae. The record is from RefSeq and is a predicted model, not a curated record.